Molecule: messenger RNA, 2774 nt
Organism: Amborella trichopoda
Lineage: Eukaryota; Viridiplantae; Streptophyta; Magnoliopsida; Amborellales; Amborellaceae
Gene: ARC6
Product: Chaperone DnaJ-domain superfamily protein
Biological process (GO): chloroplast fission
Cellular component (GO): chloroplast inner membrane
Source: RefSeq, a predicted model, not a curated record
CAAAAACCCAGAGAUAAACCAUAAAAAUGGAGGUCUACUCUCAUGGUCUCUACUCUCCUCACUUCCCUCCCCCAAAGUCCAGACCCAAAACCCUAAUUGACCCUAAAUUUGGAGGGAACUUUGCUCAGAGGCUCCAGAGUAGAAGCCCCAUCACAUGUUUUUCUAGUAAAUGGGCAGAACGCCUUCUUGGUGAUUUCCAUGUUCAACCCUCUGAAACCUCUGAAACUGGAUCUUCAACUCUUACUCUUUCUUCAUUGCUUCCUCCUGCUUCUAUUAUACCUGAGAGGAAGGUCUCUCUUCCUUUGGAUUUUUAUCAGAUUUUGGGGGCAGAGACUCAUUUCUUGGGUGAUGGCAUUAGAAGAGCCUAUGAUUCUAGGGUUUCCAGACCACCCCAGGAUGGAUUUAGCCAGGAAGCUUUAAUGGGUAGGAGGCAGAUCUUAGAGGCUGCGUGUGAAACAUUGGCAAAUCCAAUGUCGAGGGGAGAAUACAAUCAAGGACUCCUUGUUGAUGAAAAUGCUACUUUGAUGACUGAAGUCCCAUGGGAUAAGGUUCCUGGUGCUCUAUGUGUACUUCAAGAGGUGGGAGAGACUGAAGUGGUUCUUGAGGUGGGGCACAAUUUGUUGCAGGAAAGCCUGCCCAAGUCCUUUAAGCAAGAUGUUGUGUUGGCCUUGGCCUUAUCCUAUGUGGACUUGUCCAGAGAGGCGAUGGCUCUGGCCCCUCCAGAUUUCAUCAAGAGCUGUGAAGUACUCGAAAGGGCACUGAAAUUAUUGCAGGAGGAGGGAGCAAGUAACCUUGCACCUGAUCUACAGUCACAGAUAGAUGAGACACUGGAGGAAUUGACACCCCGCUGUGUUUUGGAGCUCUUAGCUCUGCCCCUUGAUGAAGAGAAUCGAAGAAGAAGGGAAGAGGGUCUUCAUGGUGUUCGAAAUAUUUUAUGGGCAGUUGGAGGAGGAGGUGCAGUGGCCAUAGCUGGAGGGUUCAGCAGGGAGGACUAUAUGAAUGAUGCUUUCUUAUGUAUGAAAGCUGCUGAGCAGGUAGAUUUAUUUGCAUCAACACCUGGCAAUAUCCCGGCAGAAAGCUUCGAGGUCUAUGGCGUGGCACUUGCUCUUGUUGCUCAAGCCUUUGUGGGUAAAAAGCCCCAUUUGAUCCAGGAGGCCGACAACCUUUUCCGGCAACUUCAGCAGACCAAGAUAACUGUACCCCUAGAAAGCCUUGGCGAUCAAGCCGGGCCAACUGAUCGCAUGAUCGAUUUUGCCCUAGAACGUGGCCUUUGCUCACUUCUUGUUGGUGAGCUUGAUGAUUGCCGUUCAUGGCUGGGUUUAGAUAGUGAGGAGUCUUCAUAUAGAGACCCCUCUGUUGUAGAGUUUGUUAUAACGAACUCAAUGGGUAGUAAGGAUGAUGAUCUCCUUCCUGGUCUGUGCAAACUCUUGGAGAGUUGGCUAAUGGAGGUUGUUUUUCCUAGAUUCAGAGAUACAAGGAGCAUACAGUUUAAGCUUGGGGACUACUAUGAUGACCCAAUUGUUCUUAGUUAUUUGGAGGGGCUCGAGAAAGGUGGGGGCUCACCUUUAGCUGCGGCAGCUGCCAUUGUGAGAAUUGGGCAAGGGGCCACAGCUGCUCUUGAUAAUGUGAAGACGAGUGCCAUGCAGGCAUUGAAGAAAGUAUUCCCCUUGGGGAAUAGAGAUGAAAGGAAGAGAGAGAGAGAUGACGUUCCAACCGUUUAUGAAUUGGAAGAAAAGGUCUCUAUGGAUGAAAUUGAUCAAGGAAGUUCUGGUGCUUUGGCUGAGGAUAUUGCUGCUACCACUAGUGAUGAAUACGGGGAGACCCAAGAAAUCAUGGCUGAUAGCAUAAAAGAAGUCGGCAUCAAAGUUAUGUGUGCUGGUGUGGUCGUUGGAUUAGCUGUCAUUGUGGGGCUGAAGCUCGUACCUGCUCGAUGGGGCUCGUUAUUUUCUGGGAAGGAAACCCCCUCAGCAUUGGCCGCUAUUAGCGAACCGGAGGAAAAUGCGAGUUCAGUUGCUGAGAUUCCACGAAUGGAUGCUAGGCUUGCAGAAAAUAUAGUCCGGAAAUGGCAAGAUAUUAAAUCGCAGGCUCUUGGACGUCGCCAUGAUCUUGCUAAAUUGCCAGAGGUUUUGGAGGGUCAGAUGUUGAAGAUUUGGAGGGAACGCGCUGCAGAGAUAGCGCAGCAUGGGUGGUUUUGGGAGUACACACUGUUGGGGCUCAACAUAGAGAGCAUCACUGUCUCUGCAGAUGGGCGUCGAGCCCUGGUCGAGGUGACGCUUGAGGAAGGUGCACGCCUAACUGAUGAUAAGAACCCAGAGAAUAAUGACUCUUAUAGUACAUCAUACACCACCCGAUAUGAGAUGAGCUUUUUGGAUAAGGGGUGGAAGAUAGUAGAAGGGGCGGUCCUCAAGUCUUAAAAAAGCCUUCCUUUCUCAAGUACCUUAUCUCUCACUCCUUUUCGAGUUUAAAUGUGGCUCUUAUUGUAAUGGGUAUCUUACCCGGGAAAAAAGCUACAUCUAGUAUUGGGCCAAUGAUUUUAGCGAUGCGUCCCACACUUUUUUUCGCAAAUGUAGAAGCAACGAAAUCAAAACCAGAAGCAGUAAGAUUGAUUCUCAUAAAAAAAAAAAGUGAAAUAUGACCACGAGGCCUAAAUGGCUUGCCUCGUUCUUAUCCAAGUUCUUUGAAUCUUGGCCAUUAGCAUGUAUGGAUUCUGCUUGUAGUUUCCUUCAUUUCAAUCUUUUCAAUCUUUGAAAAUAUAAAACAGUUUAUAUCUCUGA